Lactuca virosa is the source of this 761-nucleotide messenger RNA. The record is from the annotation of a GenBank genome assembly. NCBI's taxonomy places the organism in Eukaryota, Viridiplantae, Streptophyta, Magnoliopsida, Asterales, Asteraceae.
CUGGAAAAAGCUAUUGGGCAAAUUAGAGUAGUAGGGGCGCCGAUACUGAGAGCAGCAGUAAAGACGAAGGGAAAAAUCGGCAGCUGAACGGCGAGAGGAGAGUGGCGGAGGAGUAAGAGAGCAGGAAAAUGGCGGCGGCGCAGUUAGCGGCGGAUACUGGUUUGUUGAAGUUACCUCCAGUAACGUUUGUGACAAGAAACGCGAAGAAGCUUGAGGAAGUUAAAGUAAUUUUAGGGCAAUCCAUUCCGUUUCAGUCGCUUAAGCUCGAGUUGUCGGAACUGCAAGGCGAUCCUGAGGAUAUCGCGAAAGAGAAACUCGUUUGGCCGCUAACCAGGUGAAAGCUCGUUUGGCCGCUAACCAUGUAUAAAUGUCAUUCUUGCAAUUAAGAAGCAUGGCUGAGAAUCUGUGGAUGACUACAGCAAAAAGUUUUGAUUAUGAGGCAAAGACUGAAAAAAGAUGUUCAGAAAUUACCUUAUGGCAGAAAUACAGACAAACUUUGCAGAAGAAAAUGGAAUCAAAGUGAGAACUUCAGUGUCUGCUACUAUAUCGAUCACAGAACAAUGAGAAAACAAGACCAGUUUUUAAUUAGCUGGCAGUUUAAUAGAGCCGAGGGGCAUUUUCGGGAUUUCACAUAGUGAAAUGAGCUGGAAAAAACGAAUGGGAGAUGCUUAGAGAGUGACACGUGGCGAUUUAGUACUUAUUUAUUAUAAUAUGGGAUAUGGGAUAUGACAUAAUUAGUUAGUCGGUUAAAAUUUAAAACA